UCAAAAUCAUUUCAAACGAUUCAAAUUUGUGUUUUUUGUUCUUUUAGAAUGUUACAAAAUUUAAAACAGUAAUAAUGCUGCUGCCCUUGAAUGAUUUUGUUCCCUAUCUUCACGCCAACUCCAAAUUCUACCUGCUGAAGCGUCAAAUUGCUGAGAACGGAACAGAGACACAAUCUCAGCUAUUUCAAGUGUUCCGAUCCGACGUUGAAGGCACGCGAUAUCUCACCAACGAUGAGCUCCGAUAAGGAAGGAUCAGGGUUCAAGGACAACGCAGCUAAAGAUUACAUUGUGGAAGAAACCAAUGAUACUCCAAACCAUAAGCCAAAGAAUCUUCGCGGCUUCCGAAAAUUCUUUCCAUUUAUCUCUGGAAACAAAUCCACAGUUCAGUCAAAUAAGAAGCGCACGGAUCAAAUAGAAACACCUCUCGAGGACGCUGAUAUACGCAAGCUGAUAAGUCUAUAUUCGACAUACGAGAAUCUGUACAAUCCGAAGAACCCUCAAUAUGGCAAUAAGCAAAUUGAAAAUAUUUACUUUUCAGACAUGGCGCGCUCGUUCCCAAGCCAAACAGGUCCACAAAUCCAAGCUUGCCUGCAGGGACUGCGCCUGUCCUUUGAACGUGAAUAUGCCAUCAUUGAGAAUGCGCGUCGUCGGUAUGGAGAAAUUUUGACGCCUUCGAUUAAAUACUACAAUGAGUUUCUGUUUCUGGUGCCCUUUAUAAAUAUCAACUUUGACGAAAUCGACGAAGCACUGCGAUCUGAACAGUCGAUAGACUCUGAUGGGCAAACAGCCGGCUGUGGGCCCAGCAAAAUACGCACCUCUUCUAGCAAAGCCUGGAAUCCGAUGGGCUUGAGCUGUAUUAGAAAUAAAUACAUUGUUAAUGCUACGCCUGCGUCUGGCAUGCAAUUCUUUAAAACGAAAACGAAAAACGGUGGGCAACCGGACAACAUGAGCUCGAACCCAAUGUUUUUUAAGCCCUGGCGCAAAGGAGAGCAGCCGGUACAGGAACAAUCAGGGCCGGAAGCGCAACAGCAGCCAUUGACGCUAGAGCAGCAGAGAAUUCAGCAGCCGCCAGAACAGGCUUGGCAACAGCGGUCGCCGCAGCGCGUGUCGCUGGAACAACCGCCUGGGCAACAGCAGCAGCCGCCGCGCCUAUCCCAGGAUCAACAGCCUGAGCAACAGCGGUCGCCGCAGCGCUUGUCGCAGGAUCAACAGCCUGGGCAACAGCGGUCACCGCAGCGCAUAUCUCAGGAGCAACAGGCUUGGGAGCAGCGUUCGCCGCAGCGCCUAUCCCAGGAUCAACAGCCUGAGCAACAGCGUUCGCCGCAGCGCCUAUCCCAGGAUCGACAGCCUGAGCAACUGCGGUCGCCGCAGGAACAACAGCCUGGGCAGCAGCAGUCGCCGAGGCGCCUGUCGCAGGAACAACAGCCACAGCGGCAGAGCGAUUUGAGGGCAGUUGAUGCGGAUCAGCAAAAACGAGCUUUGACAACUGAGUCUCAGCGGCAGUCGAUCCAGCCAGAGGAAAACAAUAAACGUGCUUCGCAAGCUGGGCUAGAGGAAAGUUGUGAGUGUCCAGCAUAUGAACAACUAGCUAAUUCAGGAAGCUAUGAAUGUAAAGCAGCCUGUGUUCAAAAUCCGCGCUACAAGUGUAUUGCAGUCAUUAAAGCGCCAGGUCAAACGGACUAUAGUGAAGAUGCCCCAAUGUCGUGUGUUGAACAUAAACACGACUCUCGAAAUACGGGGAGUUCGAAUGGCCAAUCUCGAGGAUCUCGGGCAAAUCAGGAAUCACGAAAAUCUCAAGACCCGCGCGGCCUAACGCCCGAAACUCCUAGAGACCAGCAGGUGGACAUGCUGCUCGACUUGAUAAGAUCGGAGCUCGAAUCCGCACCCGACUUCAUUUUCUUCGAUGCCAAGUGGCGCAUUAUUGAAAUCCUGCGGGAGGUAAACAAACGUCAAAUGAUUCACAAAAGGGGUGAUCCGUCACAAUGCACAUGCAGUCCAAGUGAAUGCGAUCCACCGCCAGAUUCAAAAAAACCCGGACCUUCCCGGCUGGCCCACCUUAAAUCCCAAGGCUGCCCCUAUUGUGCCAAUCCACGUAGGCGGUAAAAUCGUACUUAAGCCCGCUUAUCAAUCAUCGGCCCUGACCAAGUUUUCUUAGAUAAGAAAGAGAUGUGUUUCGUCGCUUAUCGCCCGACAGUCUUCCCGCAGCUGCAAUCCAAGAUGGAAGCACUUCUGAGCAGCUCCAAGCUGUUCAAGCAUUGGCCGAGCAUUCUGCUUGGUUUACUCGUCGCGUUGGCCAUUAAAUACAUCAAGAGCUAUCGAAAGCGACCAUCAAGGACUUCCAGCUGGAAACAUUUGGAGGGGGAAGAGAAUGUUGCGGUUGAAUUCACGCUGGCUGAUUCUGGCAUUCAGCCCGCCUUGGAGGAGAAGCCACAUGUGCCAUUUGUACCCGGCCUUAAUCUUAAUCCCAGUGGCGGCAGGCGUUUCUAUGAGCUGAUGCGUGGUCGCCGCAGUGUACGUGCUUUUAACGCCAACAUUAAGCCAUCAAUAGAUAUCGUAGAGGACUGCAUACGCGCCGCCGGCACGGCGCCCAGCGGCGCACACACCGAACCCUGGACGUUUUGUGUGAUCGAAGAGUUGGCAGUGAAGCAAGCUGUGCGCGAAAUCGUGGAGCACGAGGAGCAGAUCAACUAUAGCACACGCAUGCAUGCCCAGUGGUUGACGGAUCUGCGACCCUUGCACACGAAUGCAAUCAAGCCAUAUCUCACCGAUGCGCCCUAUCUAAUUCUAAUCUUUAAACAAACGCACGGUACCACAACAGAUGGACGCAAGAAGCUGCAUUAUUAUAAUGAAAUUUCAACGUCCAUUGCUGCCGGGAUACUACUGUGCGCUCUUCAAGCAGCUGGACUUUGCUCGCUAGUCACAACUCCCCUUAAUUGUGGGCCUGCUUUGAGGUGUUUGCUCAAGAGGCCAACGAAUGAGAAACUGUUAAUUUUGCUUGCUGUUGGUUAUGCGGAAGACAAUUGCAAGGUGCCAGACUUGGAACGAAAAGGACUGCAAGACAUUAUGGUUAAAUAUUAAAUUGUUCAUGCCAAAGAUCUCAAAACACAGUAAACAAAUUUGAAUCUGUUCAGUA
Molecule: messenger RNA, 3133 nt
Organism: Drosophila novamexicana
Lineage: Eukaryota; Metazoa; Arthropoda; Insecta; Diptera; Drosophilidae
Gene: Iyd
Molecular function (GO): oxidoreductase activity
Source: RefSeq, a predicted model, not a curated record